Messenger RNA from Porites lobata, 17129 nucleotides. Lineage: Eukaryota; Metazoa; Cnidaria; Anthozoa; Scleractinia; Poritidae. The record is from the annotation of a GenBank genome assembly.
UUUGAUAAACCUGAUUGGAAUUUAGUACUCUUCCUUUCUUUCUGAAGGAAUAAAUUUGUAUUGUAGAUUUAUCAACCUGUUCCCAAGAGAUGAGUAAGCAACAAGCGGGCAGCAUCAAGAUUAAGCCUAAACGGCUUUCGAUUAGACGAACUCGCUCGCCGAACAGAAUGGGCUCAGAAAGAAUGCGACAUGAUGGAUAUGAACAGGAUCGCGAGAGCUCUCUGCCUUCAGAUGUUCGCUCUCGAUUGUGGUCGCUGUUUGUUCAGAUAGAAAGAGAAUUUGAAUGUAUGCAUGCUGAAAACCUUGCUUGUAAGUAAUUCAUGUUUUUCCAUACUGUGUUACUUACUUUUACUGCCGGCAAUUCUCUUUGUGGUGGUAGCAAACACGGCUGUAAAAGUUCAAUUCGGAUUUCUGACUGUUGUUUGCACGAACGUUUAUUUUUUUGUCACUGCGAACUAUUUUGAAGUUACCGGAGAAUACUUCAUUCUUGAUGUUGCCUAUCAGGUUAACUUAAUUAGUAACCCGUAAAUAAUUUGACUUACCCACACACAGUAUAUUCAAAUGCAUAUUGGUAAAGUAUAAAGCUUACUUGUAUGUGAGUCUUUUUAACAUUUCUAGUCAAUUCAUGCUAAAAUUUAGCUGAUAGUUUAGUGAAUAUAGCUUUUUAAAGUUUAUAUUCCUUUCUUGUAAACAUCGAGACCUGGCUAUUUUUAUCUUGAAAAGUUGUUGUGUAAUAAGACAACUGCUUGUUGAUUUGUUGUCCUAAACUGAUGACGUAAAUUGCCUUUGUAUGUCACAAUAUGGUAGCCAUAACAUUGUUUAACAAGUCUCUGGAGACUGCUUUCCUGUGGCCAAUUUUAUGUUACUAAUUGGCAAGCACUUGGAUUCAACAUCUCUUUAUUUGCUAAGAAUUGCAUGAUGUUAAAAAGUACAUUUAAGUGUUUUGGUGGAAUUAAUCCUGAUCUUUUGAAUCAAGUUAAAAGAGCAAAUUGGUUUUAAAUACCAAGAGGUUUGAAAAAUUCAGGGGUAAAAUCACAGUUGUGAAUGGUAAAUGAAAGUUAAAUGUGGUCCAAAUUAGUGGUAAUUUCAAAUACAAAGGGUUUGAAAAGAGUUGGAUUCAACAGUGUAGUUAACUUUUUAUUUUCCUUAAAAGGUAAAUCUUGGUUUAAUAAUAAUAAAAAUAAUAAUAAUCUUUAUUGAGAUAACUAACUUUUCAUACUAAAAAUGGUUUCUAAAAAGGAUCUCAUGAAAUUAAAAAAUAUACAAAAUACCCACAAUACUUAGUUUUACCUUGUUAUGUUUGUUGUUUUCUGAUCAGCUUAUUUCAAAAAGUUUAUGAAUAUAUUUGAAAGGUCCUUUGCGAUUUUCACAUCUCGCAUAAUGUACCUUGUUUGCCCCCACAAAAUUUUAAAUUUUUGCAUAACCCUUGUGAAUGUCUUUUCUUUUCUCCUGGAAUGACUGUAAUACCCAGAAGAAAUUAAAAACAAAGGUCACGCAAAACUUUGAGGGACAAACAAGGUACAGAAUUGUGGGAGCUGACAAAUAGUGAAUGGCUGAAUACUCCAUUUUCGAUAUAUUAAAAUUCAUACUUGGCUCCAAGGCUUGGGGGAAUAAAACAAAAGAAUUCAUUAUUGAGCCUCAAGAUGAUUUCUUUUGUUUUAUUCCCCCAAGCCUGAUGCAGCCAAGUAUGAAUGUUAAUAUAUUGGAAUUGGUCUAUUUGCUAUUGAGCUAAGAGACUUAUAUAUAGGAUAAAAUAAAUUAAUGCCUAACUUCCAAGGCCUUCUUGUUUUACUGACCGAGUGUACAGAAGGGAGGUAUUAUUUUUGCGCUCAUUUCACCAGCAUAUCAUCAUGUAUGUUACAGACUGUCAACUGUGAUUUCAGGUUAAUUUUGAUUUAACGUAUGGUAGGUUGAUUCUCAAUUUGCUUUGUUUCUUAGCCCUUAUUCAUGAAUAAUAAUAGGGCUAGGAGACAAAGGAAAGUGAAAAUUAACCUAGGUUAAAUCAAAAUUAACCUGAAAUCAAAUGUAGAUUAUCUAACUUGUGUGUGUUUAUGUCUGUUAACAGUACAAGAGAGAGUUGAAGCAUUGAAUGAAAAGUUGGAUCUUGUCCUGAGUGGAGGAGAAAAGUUUGGAGAUGGUGAAUUAUUUGCUGAGGGAGGUUCUUCAAAAACUGGAUAUAGUAAAAAGCAGUGUAAGCUACUGCAUUGUAUAAAAUUACUGUCAGUUUGCCUAUUGUGUGUCACAGAGAACACGUACAUGGCUUAGUUGAAGAGUUAAUGUUAACAUGUAACAAAAUAAGGCUAUUAUUCCAAGCACUUUUUCAGUUUUUGGUUAAAAAAGUGGCUUAUCUAGAGAUUCAACUUCUGUUUUUGGGCAAAUUGAUUUGGAAAGCUGACAUAAACAUGAUUAAUAGUACAAGACUUAGUGUGCAAACCAUAAUGGACAUUGGAGCAAGUCAUUGGUUUCAUCUAAACACAUUGGUACUUUAGGUUUUCCUGUGUAAAUGUGCACUUCACUUUCCAUAUAUCCACCGUUUUUCCUUUGGUCUUAUAUGCUAGUAGUCUUUAUGGUUGUUUGAAAACAUGUACCUUAUCAUCACUUAUUUUUGUGAGACUUAUUUUCCACGAUUUCUGUAAUUUAAAAAAAUUCAUGAAAUUAAAUUCCUGCGAAAAAAAGGUGUUGCGAAAAUUAAAGACACAAAAUUUAGAUAUAAAAACCUUAAUUAAAGUUUUCCAUCUGCUAGGAGCAUACAUGGGGAGGAGGGCUCAAAUUUCAGUUCAGCGCAUGUCCUUGUUCCUCAUCAUCUGACGCAUCGCUGAAGUUUUAAAAGAUGUUAUUUUGCCGAUUUGUUGAAUAAUUCAGCCAGUUGCUUGUUACAUUUCUAUUCCAUUAUGGUUGAAUAAAAUGCAGAAAAUUAAUGGCAUUUUAAAACACGAGCACCAGUGUACACUGUACUUGUUUCAAGAACUUUAAUUACCUUUAUUUUUUCGUCAUAAUCGUGAAAUUUAAGUCCCACAAAAUAUUUCUCUUCCAAAUUUGCUAAAUUAAAGUCAUGGUAAAAUUAGAGAUAAUUAGGUAAUAAAGAAAUUGCCAUAUGCAGCAGUAUAUUGAAAAACCUGCCGGAGCAUGUCCCUUGUGAUCAAGCAAUUUUUUCCAUACUAACCUUUUACAGGCACUCCUCACCUCACCUGUCCUCUUCGCACCUCAUGGCACAGAGUCCCUCCACUUUUCUUGGUUAGCCUUGUUAAAGUGAAUUUUCUCUCCUUCUGGUUUCUGUAAUAACAGGGUUUUCUGGGAGAGGGUUAUCAGACCUCAGCCAAACCCCCAACCUGGAGGACCAGGGGACCACACUUAGUGUGGUCUCUAUUCUUCAACCUGUUUGGCAUGGGUGGCCCUAGCAGGAGUCAAAGACUCCAGGUGACAUAGCUCUAUGGGUCAUUGAGACACACAAACCACUCCGCCACUGUAAGGUGGUGGUCUUUUUGCACUGAGCAAUCCAAAACCCAUAAAAUCCUGGUCUUUCAUAUCAGUCAUUCCAAAAUUGGCUUUCUAGCAAAUUUUCUCAUAGUCUUUCCUUCUCUGUCAUUCUUUUAAUGUUUAUCCCAGGCCACUGGGAUACACAUUAUUGUACACAACCCAUAAUACUCAUAUAACCUUAGGAUUGGUACACUUGUCUGCUGCUUUGAAAAGAGGGAUUGCCAGGCAUUUUUAUCUGUUACUCUAUGAACUUAUUGUAGUUUGUUAUAAUUUAUGUGUUGCAGCUGCAAGCCAGUUGAUGUCCCAGAAAAUAAAAACAACUUACAAAGCUUCUACUAGUAAGGUAAUAAAAUUAUAUAAUUGCAUGAAUUACUCAGUUGGAUACAUUUUAAUGUCAAAUAUGUGCAAUCUCUGCAUACAGAUGUUUUACAUGUACAUGUAUCUUGUUACACAUAAAAUAGCCCUCAUCGAGCUAACAGGCCUGUCUUUUUAACUCUUUAUUACACCUAGCCUGAUGGCAUUGCUGAAGCCCACCCAUGCCCAUCCGCCAGUGGGUCAUGCACCGCUACAGACAGCUAAUGGGAACUCAGCUCCUCUGCUUGUUAAGCUUAUAAUAAUUAUCCUUGUUAGGGGCCAGUGAUGCCCCAUCCAAUACACAUAUUCCACACCUGGUUAUUAAUUACCUCAUAGGUCUACUGCAACUGCCAGGGGAAACUAAUGUUGUGCUGUGUAGCACUGUGAUACAAAUGAGGGAACAGAUAGUGCUCUGAGCAUAAGCCGUAGCAAAGAGAAUUGGAGAAUCAACUGAGCCAAAGAAUACAAUGACUGUUUGACCUUGGUACAUGUUGCAAACUUCAACAUUACUUUCUUUGCCAUGCAUGGUUCCCUUUUUCCCUUUUUUGAAGACCCUCUGCUACUGGACUGCAAAGCUUUGGGUCAGGCUUCCAAGGCCAUCAGUGGCCCCUUUAGAAAGAUCAACUUUAUCACCCAUGACUUGCUCCCAUUUGGCUUUGUAGUUCAGUUGGCACGGGAGCAAGGGUGUCGUAGUGGUGAGAGCACUCGCCUCCCACCAAUGUGGCCCAGGUGCGAAUCCUGGCGUCGACCCCAGAUGUGGGUUGAGUUUGUUGUUGGUUCUCUCCCUUGCUCCGAGAGGUUUUUUCCGGGUACUGCGGUUUUCCCCUCUCCUUAAAAACCAACACUUCCAAAUUCCAAAUUGAACUGGAACACACAGACGUGUUUCAACGAGUUCUCAUGAACCCCUCAGUGCUCCAUGGGUAAACAAAUUACAAAAUUAGAUUUACAAUAUUUUAUUACGAUUGUUCUAAUCAGAUCAGGAUUAGUUAAGGAUUUGAUUCCUUCUGAUGUGGCUCAUGUAGGUUCCCUAAUUCCCUUCACUUAUGCUCCAUGCCAGGAUAAUUUUAUGGGUUAUUUCCAGCACUUGAAUUUUCACUCCAUAGUUGACUCUUUGUUUCACUGAAGUGAAUGUGGAGCUUAUGCAACCAUGAUGGCAACAGCAGCAAAACAUAACCUCGUAACUGAAAUUGCAUUGCUUCAAAUUUCAUCAUGAUUAUGCCAUUUGUUAGAUGUAGGCAAAUGUUCCUGGAGUUGAAUUGUUAUGGAUAGCAUCUGAGACAAGUUCCAAAAGAUAAUAAAAAAUAAUAAUAUUGUUGUUUUGUGUGUUAAUGCCCUCCAUAAAACAUGAAAUUUGUAGUCAUGGGUGAUGGCCAAGAAAUGUACCAGAAAGGAUGAGUGUGCAUGUACAGAGAGGCUGUUUUGUUUAUUAAAACAUUUGUUAGCAUUAUUUUUUGUUUCUGUCAACAUUCUGGCUGUGUACAGUAAGUUCCCUCAUAUUACUGGACAUAAAUCUCACAGAAGAUUACUGACGUUUUGAUACCACUUGGUUCUGAAAAAUAAUAAUUACCUGAUUAUGAUUAUGAUAAGGAAAACAGUUAAAUGUUUUGUGACACUUUUCUAGAUUGUUUCAAGUUUCAAGAAUCCCAACCAAGCAACCAUGAGUGUUGAGUGUCAUAGAACAAGAAGCUUUGCAGGACAUCGAGAUGGAGUGUGGGAGGUGACAUGUGCAAGACAUACACCAACCAUGAUUGGAACAGCAUCUGCUGGUAGGUUCAUAUUGAACCCAUUAAGAAUAUAGAGUGUUCUCAUAUGAUGUCACAUCUGCCAUAAUAAGAAGGGCUGAGAGCAUGUAACUGUCUUGUGCUGAAUUUCUUUUCUGGCCAGAAUUGCCUGAAUCUAUUGGUGUCCCGAAACAUUGAAAUGGUGGCUGUGCAUUUUGGUGUUCCAACUUAGUCCUGUCAGAGUUGAACCUUUUUGUUGUAAUAACUUUGUGUAAAGACUUUCUUUUGUUUCAAUAAAUUUGCAUAGUUGCUGCUAAUUAUGGUUGCUGGCUUCAAGAGUGAAAAUUCUCUGUACAAUGUAACAAUUUUUGUGGAGUAGAAAAAUGUGAGAGGUUAUUUUUGUCGCUCUGCUCUUUUAUAGGCCAAAACAUUUAUUUGUGUACCAAGUUCCUCACCUUUUUUCCAGUAAUUUUUAUAAAGACCGGUUCAAAACUUAGUAAACAAGUGCAAAGGAGCAUAAAAAAAAAGAAAAGUCGAUAUGCUUAGGUAGUCAACUCAGUAAGACUUACUAGAUUCAAGGUCAAUGUUGUCGUUUGAAUGACUAGAACAUUGUGUCUGUGAGAAAUAAAAGCAUCAAAUGACGUAAGUUUUCGUACUGGCCACCUUAUUACACCAAGUUGUGCAGAAUGUUAUGUCAUAGUAAGAGAGAGUGAACUCCAUACACUGUACUAAGAGUGUAAACAGUGCAUGUGUUAUGAAAUACUGUAUACUUUCAUCAGAAUAGUUGCAUAAUAAAUUAUGAAAUAUAUAAAUAAGUAGGAGUUGGAGAAAGACAAAGAUGCCAUAAUACAAUGUAGUAAAUGGUAUAAAUUACUGAUCAUAAUUAGUUAUAAUUACUGUAACUAAUUUAUAAAGGAAAUAAAGGGAGAUGUAAUUAGAAUCAACCAUAAGAGGACACAGAAAAAAUCUGAGCCCCAGAUGGGAUUCAAACCCACGACCCUCCGUGUUCUAGAUCGGAUGCUCUAACCUCUUUGCUACUGAGGACUCGUUGGCGAGCAAGGGUCAUUUUUGUGGGUUGGACUUGCGUACCGCAUCUCGCAUUCACACAGUCCAUUACAGGCAACACAUAAGGCUUAACUGUAUCACACAAUCACAUUAAUAGUAAGAAAUGUCUCACUAAGGAGCCUCCAACCAACCAACCUAUGCCACUGAUAUUAAUUUAUAAAGGAAAUAAAGGGAGAUGUAAAGAAUCAACCAUAAGAGGACACAGAAAAAAUCUGAGCUCCAGAAUGGGUUCGAAUCCCAUCUGGGGCUCACAUUUUUUCCUUUAUAUAUUAAUAUCAGUGGCAUAUGUAACUAAUUUAACUUAUUAUACAUGUAAUUGUUAUUAAUUUGAUUUUACUGAACUAAUCCCUUCCAGUUGGGUGUCAAAUAAAAUAAUAAGGUGUAAAAUUAAUGUAAGUACAUGUGUUUUCACUUGUAGAUCGUUCAGCCAGACUCUGGGAUGUGGAAACUGGGCAGUGUCUUUUGAAGUACUUGGGUCACAGUGGAUCAGGUUAGUGGACAAAGUGGCUCUUGGACAACAAGAGAAUCUAAGACAUCAGGGCCUGGUUCCUGAAAGGCUGAUUAGCGUUAAUCCUGGAUUGUAAUUUUGUUCCGUUUUUGUAUUCUACAUUCCUAUACAUUUUGUGUUAUCAUUACUGUAUCUCAUAGUAAUGCUCAACAGUAUUUUGUAACCUCGAGUUGCAUGUUUUUACACGAGAAAACAUUGCUUGGAAAUUGGCUUAAUCCUGGGUUAAACGUAACCAUCUUUCUAGUAACCAAGCCCAGUUCCUCACUUUGUAAACAAUGGGUGCAAGCUUUUGGCUCAAUGAUAAGGCCCUCUGGAUUGCAAAACCAUGUCACUGUCAGUAUUAUACCACUGCAUUUGCACUUUUCUCUGUAGCUCUCACAUUUUCAACCCAUAUUUACAUGUCAUUUGUUGCCGUUUCUGCUGUCCUGUCCUGUAUUUUUAUUAUUUUUUUAAUUUUGGACAAUAUUUAAUCAGGGGUGCUCAGUUCAGCGAGGCUGGUUUGAAUGGGGCCCUGACGAAAAGAAAAAAGCAACACAAAAAACAAUAACAGAUAAAAAAAUUGGAACGACUAAGUUGGAUUAGAAUUCUGACGAGUGACAUGGCCUUGAAACGGAGAAAGGACCAGAUUAAAUGGCGAAAAACCACAUACUGUAUUAAAGAUGGCUUACAGUAAAUGCCAACAGGGGCAGGGUCUACUCCUCUGAAUAUACGAAACCACAGCAUAUUUGAAAUUCAGACCAGGGAUGUACAAACUGCCCACCAUAAAGAAGGCUUCAUUGUUGUAGCAAAAGCUUGAAGCCAUUUUCUCUUACACACCGUAUCUGUCUUUGUGUAUCUCUUUCCAGUUUUAUUCUUUGUAAUCCUUUUGUCACCUUUUUUUUUCAGUCAACUCCAUCAGGUUUCACCCAACAGAUUCUAUAGUUUGUACAGGUAUUAAAUGAAAGCUUCUUUACCUAUUAUAAACUCACACUCCCCAACUGUCUGGUUCAAUUGGUGGAAAGCGAGAUUACUCUUAUGAGUCGGCACUCGUGCGCUGUGGCUCGCCUACACUUUUGUUGCGCCGUGAUGAGGCUUGCAGGCGUUUUAUAUCUAACAUCAAGGAGUCCGGGUUCCUUUCACACCUGCUGCCGCAGCCCACGAAUGUCACUCAUGGGUACGGGUUGAGGUCGGGUCUUUCUCGUUCUGAAUUCCGCUUUGUCAGAACGCACCGCCUUAGUAAUUUUGUUACCCACAGUUACAAUAGGAUUUAAUUGUUUUUGCCUUCUGUGCCAUGUGUAAUUAUGUGUUCUGCGUAUUCUUGACCUCCCUUGUAAUUUAGUGUUAUACACUACCAAAAGGGUUUAACAAAGUGAUUAUUAUGAUUACUCACUACCAAAACUGCUUUUAAGCCUUUCGUUAUGGCAAUCUUGACAAGACUAACCGUUUUUAUUCCAAUUUAAGGGGCUUUAUUAUGGUUUCUUGGGAAAUUGAUGUUGUUGUUGUUGUCUUUUUAUCUAAAAUUCUGGUUUUAAUACUUGAAAAUAAGGAUGAACAGUUAAGUUUUUUAUGUAAAAUUAGAGAAAUUUAGAGGCCAAAAAAGACUUAGGUCCUCGUAUAAUUUUUCAUCAGCAAUGGCUGGCUGCAUCUAAUUAUUUUCAUGAUAUUUUUCUGUUCACUUAAAUGCAGUGAUAUUAUUUACUCUACCCAAACUUUGAAUAUGUUGUAGUUAAUUUUUUAUCUCAGGUAAUUUUUCUUUUUUUUUUUUUUCAACUUUAUCGGCAGAUAUUACCAUACUCAAAAACAAAAGAAAAAUUACCUGAGAAAAAAUUAACUACAACAUAUACAUUGUAAACUGUUUGUAACUAGAAGCCUUGUGCACUAUCCUGGUAUCCUACAAUUAUCAAGGCACUAACCUGUUAUCUCAAGAUAUCACAGUUACUCUCAAGUAGAAAGUUUCAUGCCAUUUGGACACAAACCAACAGCUGGUUUUUGCCAGCAUCCUGUAGUUUCUUGUUUCUAAAAUGUCGGAGUUUCCUCAUGAAUCACUAAAUUGCAAACUCUAAAAUGAAAAGUUAAAAUAAUACAAGGCAGUCUACACAAAAUAUAUUUGGCAGACAGUGUUGUUUAUUAUGCCUGCAAUACUUAACUAGAAUCACUUGAACAUAACGAUUUAGCUUUGAGGCUUUUCCAUUUUGUGUGAUAAAUACAUAUACUCUCAAUUUUCCCUUUUUAGGAUCAGGAGAUGGAACUUGUCAUAUCUGGAGGGCCAUCGUCUCAAAACCUGAAGAUGUAAGAGAAAGUUUCACGAACAAUCAUGUUAGACAAGUUUUAAAACACUGGUUAGGGCACACUACAAGCAAGACCUUUCUAGUAAAGUUACUUCUUUUAACUGCGGUAGGGUAGCUCAGUCGGUGGAGUGCUUGACUGUAUAGCAGGAUGUCAUGGGUUCUAUUCCCAUGCCAGACCAAUACUCAAGGGUGAAAGUACUGCCUGUUGCCCUGCAAACGUUGAUCAUGAUGCUGCUUGUAAUGAUGAUGGUGGCAGGAUAAGCUCUGUUGGUAAAGCACUUGACUGCAGAGCAGAAGGUCCCAGGCUCUAUUCCCAUGCUGAACCAAUACUCAGGGUUGAAGGUAAUUCCUGUUGCCCUGCAAACGUUGAUCAUGAUGCUGCUUAUGAUGAUGAUGAUGAUGAUGGUCUCUUACCAACCGUUUCUACCCCAUUAAGAUAAGCUCUGUUGGUAAAGCGCCUGAGUGCAGAGCAGAAGGUCCCAGGCUCUAUUCCCAUGCUGGACAAAUACUCAGGGUUGAAGGAUGAGGAAAAAAGGAAAAAUAAAUCUCCUCCUAUCAAAUCAAGUUUCACUUUCAGCUGCUUACCCUAUCCCUCACCUCCAACAGAGGUCUGCUGCAAUCAUCCUUGGGUCCUUGUUUUGCUUGCAGGAAAUUUGGCCACCAUCAAACCAAGUGUCCCCAAAGGGCAGUGUUUCAGCGUACAAGCCUCGACGAUGAAAAGCCCAGGUCUUAAGGAUUGAUCCUGGCAUGUGUGUGGAUUCAGGUAAGUGUCUUUUUGAAUGUGCUUUUUUCAGAGAUUUUGAAUGUGAGACCUUCGGGUGGCUUGGAUGACCAAGUAAAACGGCGUUCCUGUCUCCAGUAGGAGACUAAAAACAGUGUCCCCAAUCAAAAAGUAUGUUCUUGCUAAGCACUACCCAUAGCGCUCCUCUGAGCACGCUUUUGGCACUAUUGAGAGCUCCACUAUAAUGAAAUAGAUAAUCAUUCUUUGCUUGUCAUUAAUUUAAAAGUGCAAAAGUCUUUAUACUCCGGUCUCUGCAUUGCGGUGAGUCUCGGAUUUUCCCAUAGUCGUCACCCGGCUUAACUUCUUUGUUUUGCACAUUUUAAAAGCCUCUCUCAGUAACGUUGGAGCUAAAAGAAUGUACGCGUUUGAAAAUUUUAUGUUCCUAUUUUUCACAAUCCAAAAUCAGGUACCUUAUGCUCUGUAUUGUUUUAAAGUUGUUUCGUCAGAAACAAACAGAAACUCUGAAUGACGGCUUUUUUCCAUCUGACAAAUAAAUAUAACAAUUGUACAGAUGAUCUGACCAAGUUGUGUAACGAGGAACUGAAGAGCCUCUUUAAUUUUUGUUUUUUUGUGUGUUCAGACAUGCGGUGUGGUAUCUGAGCAUACAGCACGGAUGUGUACAAGGUAGACGAUAAUAACACAAGUUACGGUUACACUAAGAAGCAUUUUUGCCGUGGAAUAAGUCUUUUUACCUCAGGAAUAUGUGAGUGCUCUUUUCCAAGAUAAACGUACUCGCAUAACAGUGGACGCGUUAAAACUUUCAAAAGAAGCAGACAUUGACAGCUUGACGCCGGAUAUUGCUACUGACGUGUUUUUUCUCGGGUCUCUGGAUUAAACAACCAAUCAGAGGAGCGGCUAUGUAAUUUCCCGCUUAAAACUUCCUACACGCAGCUAGUCCUGCGUGAAACAAACUUGCAUGUAACUGCUCUGAUCUUGGUAUGUGUAAAACCGCUGAUAAAUGUGUCGCCAGAGAAUACUUUUCCCCUGGAGAGUUAAUUAAACAAAAGGUUUCCAUCAUGUAAUGUUUAACCUACAAUCAGCGACAAAAUUGUUGAGGCAUUUUGCUCAAAUAUGGUAACUAUCCACACCCAUCCCCUGUUUCCUCCAUUAAAAGUUCGGGUGUUUGUUAUUUUCUAUAGGUAACUCGAACAGUGGGACAGCAUUGGUGGAGGGGGUAGGUGCGGGAAAGCUCUAUUUCCUCUUUUUAAGUUGGCAAACAACAGAGAGGCCCUUAUUCAAGGGCAAAGUGCCUCAGCUAAUUUUGUUGCCGAUUGUAGCUAAAACGACAAAAAUGCUCUCAAGGAGAACGUUCCAGUUUUCGUAUAACUGAUAAAGUAAUUAAUGUUUUAUUUAACAGGUCUCAUAGAUGUCCUCAACACUCUGAUGAGCAAAGACAAGCUGUUAGGAUUUUGCUUUUAGGUAUACAAGCCCUUUUGUUGUAUCACUUGUCAGUAUAAAGCGUUUUUACUCACGUGGCCAGUAUCUAUGCAGUAUCUAUUUAUUGGAACAAAAGAAAGCGUUCGCAUAAGAAACUAAUUCAAUUCCCACAGCAUCGACUUGGUACACCAACAUGGCGGCCGUUUCAUUGUUUUGGAAGGCCAAUAUGGCCGCCGUGACGUCAUGUGAAAACGCCCUAUUGGUAGACAUUGGUUAAUAUCAGUAACUAAUGUUAUGUCAUAAUAAUGUCAUAAUAAUGUUAAUAUGCAGUACAUUCACACAAAACAAACCAAAGCUAAGAGCGGUAGCUCCAAAUGACCAAUAAGAUCUUGAAAUAAAUUCAAAUUCUUGUAGUCGGCACGAAACGCGGGAAAACAGGUGGGAGCCAGUCACGUGUGGUUAUAGGCUUACUCCUGAUUGGUCCAGAUAGUGAACUGGCGUGAGUUAUUUCAAACUCACUUUCCACACUCAACGAAAAUCGCUGUUAAAGCUAUUUAUUAUUCAUGGUCACCAUCCUUGCACAAUUUAUACCUUGUUGUUUCUGCUGUUUUUAUUGUUGUCUUCAGGUUAUCCAGAUGUAGAGCCUCCUGUUGGAAGAUUACGACUUGAAAGAUGACAAGUCUAAGCCAUACAGUGUACACCUCUCCCCCGGAAAUCACCGUCAUGCCAACUAGCUCCUUCUCUACUUUCAAAAUGCCGGCACGCGGAGUCCCUACUGGACAUCAGCGAUUAGCAUGAGAGCGAGUGGCCUCGGGCUACUUAGACAUUUCCCUUCAGGAGAAUUCAAGGGACAUUUUCCUUAUCAUUGCGAUCAUAAUUGCCAACAUUCUCCAGUACAAUUCAUUCUCCGCGUGCACCUUAUUCAGUUUUUAUAAAGAUUUCUUUCAGUUCUGGCCUAAAACGGUAUAUUUCAAUAAAUUUCUUAAUCAUAAGUAUAACAAAAUUCUCUUAUAUUAUUGGCUAUCACUAGCCCCGGAUUCAGCAUCAAUCAUUCGAGUGGUUAAACAAAAUCGGACGACCGCGUAUCAAUUCUGCUAUCAGCGAGCUGCAUUUUGUUAACACAUCACCUCGUUAAGCAAAAUACUAUUUCACUGCGGGUUUAACAUUUAUAUUUUACGCAAGUACAGCAUUUCAAAGACCUUUACUGCGUGUGAUGCCUAAAAAUUUCUAGAGCCCACAAUGCAAAGUUAUUUUUAUGGUGUCAUAUGAAUGACACGGGACGAUUUGCAACGUCGAUUUUUAGCGCAACACAGCGUUGCAGUGUUGGAAAAAUGUUGUAACCAUUCGAAUGUCGCAACAAUGUUGCAACGCUGUGUUGCGCUAAAAAUCAUGGUCUCGUGUAACAUCACGUUACUGGAAAAAGUCUGAGUUCUCCCACAGGAGUCGAACCUACAACUUGGUUACUGGUCCAGAUCCUCUACCACUGAGCUAUGAGAGAGAUUCGUGGGAGCAAAGGCUUUUAAAGUAAGUUCCCACUCCUUAUGCACAUCUUCCAUAUUGCACCUUGUGAACCCCAAACAUUUUGCAAAGGUUUUAAAGAGAAAUUGAGGAUAAUGCUUAUGAAAAAAAAAAAAUUUGGCGGGGAAUGGAGGGGGCAAACAGGGUGUACCAUGGAAGUUGGGCAAAUAGCGAAUUAGCUGGCGGGUUUUGUUGGAGAAUGAGUGCGCGAACGAGCGGCGAAACCGAAAGAGGGUUUAGGAAAAAAGCGCACCCGUGCGCUGUCCAACAAAAGUAGCAGCUACGCAGGCUAAGGUUUCAAUGACAAGCAUCCUGUUUUAUGUCGUUUGCAAAGUCGUUUGCUUUCAUUCCCAGGUAUUCGUGCUAUAACUUUUGCAGAAUAUAAUAUCUCAUUUUUUACUUUUCUAAUUUCAGAGGUACUUUGGAAGCUGAUGACGUAAUCGGUAAGGAAUGAGAACUUCUUUCUAUGUUGAUGCACUGUUGAACAGGUUUGUUAAUGCAAAGUAUGUUUUCUUAUCAGAUGUUGAUAGUUAUGAAGACGGUGAUGGCCAGGCGUUAAGAGAUACAUUGAACAGGUGUGACAUGGAAUUUCCGUUACAGUUUCUAAGAAAGGGUUUUGAAUAAACUGUAAAGUACAACAGGCUACAGGCCUAGGCUAAACACAGUUUAUUUGCGUUUUACAAGUAGCCACGGUCGGUCAGUUUUGCCAUGAAGGAAAUACGGUGCGCUUUACCUUUUCCCCCGUAUAAAGCAGUGGUUCCUGGGUCACCUUUUUUUUCCAAGGAAGGGAGCGAAACGUCUUCUCAAAAACGUCACAUCUUGAUGCGUAUAAGGCACCGGCUUCUGCUUCACCUUUUUUUCCGUCGAAGGCGAGGAAACGCCUUCUAAAAAACGCCACAUCUUGAUAAGUGCUGUCUUGUUUUCUACGAAUAGCCUCAAAAUGCAUUACUUCACAAAAACUGAGCCUGCGAUCGUUUCGUAGAAAACACUGCACCAUCAAAGAUGGAGCCCAAACUUACGAUUUCAUUGUAGACAAAAGCUGCUUGUUAUUCUCCAUUAUUCUAAAAGUUUUAAGUGGAUGAGAAGUAAUGAGAAAAAGGAAAGUGUAUAAAAUUAUAUAAGAAUUUUUGAAAGCAUUUUGAUGUUGAGCAAAACUUCACUCGUCCGAAGGGCGACUUUCGGAGUUAUCUUAAUCGUCCGACUGGGUAUAUGGAUCCCUGUACCCUAUAUGUUAAUUGCUAUAGUGGUAUAUUAGUAAGCCACAAUUUGAGGAUCGGUGCCGAACUGCUCUGCGAGGAGCCUGAUAGUAUGGAGCCGCGAGUUCUGCGCGAGUGACAAGUAAUGUGGAACGUACUCCCACAAUGUGAAGACGUUGAGAGACUUAGCAGGACAGAACGAUUUAUUUUUAAAGUAACAGUACACUCACAAUUGACUGGGUUUCUCACACGUUUUCUACCUUACAUUUUCAUUCUGUUCCUUCUCUCUUUUCUUCCUCAGUUUCUCCCUUUGUCCUUCUCAGGUUCUUGCUGUUACGUUCUCUGUUUUCUUUUUCCUUUUCUUUCUUUCUCUUAGCCUUUCUCCUCUUUCCGUUUAGAUACAGAUUUUCUUUUUUUUUAUACUCUAUCCAUUUUAACGUAUCUUCAAAAACUCUUUAAUAAUUCAUAAAGAAAAAACAAAAGAAAUUAAUGUUUAAUGAGUGUCUUUAUAUCUGAUAAAGACACGGCUAAAUUUUACGUCCAUGACAUCACAACUCAAUUGACCAAUCAUGUCAAUAACUAGAGUUAAAUACUACAGUUCAAGUCCCAAGAGUGAUCAAGGUCAAUUUUCCCCAAUAAUAUCAAUACGUAACGGAAAGUAAAGGUUAUAAUAAUCACUUAAAGGAAACUGCUCUGAUCUUAAAACAAAUUCUCUGGACUAAUUCUUUAAGAAACUGUAUGGAGAUCAGUCUGGAGAAUUUGUACGUGGAUAUUGGGAUAAUAGGGGUUAAUUAGCACAGAAACCUUGUGAGUUAAUUUUCAGCAUAGUGGUUUAGCUGUACCUGGACUUCAUUUGCGCUUGUGUUUUGUAGGUUAUCUUGGGAAGAAGAAUCCAAUGUAUCAACAGGAGACGACAAUUCGCCAGCGGGUAAAUGUGAGUUUUUUUUACAUACCAAGUGGCAGUAAGUUCUUUUGGUGAAAAAAUGCGUAAAAAUUGCAAAAAUUUAGUGGCACACGAUUUAAGAUUUGGUGAUUGAAAAUAGACCUUGUCACAGUUUUGUAAGCCAUCUUGACUAGUAGGCAACCACGUAAAAAAUUACAGUGUAUGAAUGAGAAUCUAAUGUCGAAUAAUUUUCGUAAAAAGGCUUUUCUGAAAAAAAAAUGCUGUGUAAACUUGAGCUACACAGCAAAGGAUUUCACUAACAAAUACUGUGCUUAAAUUUCUCCAGAUGCUUGCUUUAGAUUUUCUAUAUAUUUGUCUACAAUUCUUCCCGGGAAAUUUUAGUCGGCAGGAGGAAAAUUUUUACAGACAAAUGUAUAUAAAAUUUUAAAAACUAGUUCUAGCGCAGGUAGCUACAUGUGACGCUGUAAAACUUUUUCAGUAGAAUCCUUAGGAGUGAAGCUUUAGUUUACAAUCCAUAUUUUUCUCAGAACAGCCGUUUUACGGAAAUUAUUCGACAUUAGAUUCUAACACCAACACUGUAAUUUCUCAUGCGGUUACCUGAUCGUCAAGAUGGCUUCCAAAACCGUGACAAGGUCUAUUAGACUGUCAUGUGUUGGCGCUUUUUUGUUUUCAAACCAGAAUUCUAUCAACGUUUGUCAGUCAUCAAAAGGGCCUCGUAACCUGUUCCAGGUGUUUUGAUUUAUGGGGACGGCGCUAUAAGAUGUGAGCAGAAAAACACUAUGAGGGGGUGUGUAGGGAUUGUUUCCCGCUCUCUGACCGUCUGCACACCUAACUCCAUUCUGAAUGCCUAGCGCAGGCUACUUCCCAGGAGGCCCCACAAACUUUUGUCUCACCUUUCCAUCCCUCCCUCCCAAAAAAGCUGAAAGUCAAAAAAUCAAUUUUCGAACACAAAUCGGUUGCAGCGAAAUUUGGAUUUUUAUAUCAAGAAGCUGACUUUUUCGCGAAAAUCUAGGAAUACAUUUUGCUCAGUUUGACUUGCACAGUUUGUGAAAAGUUAAUUUUAUAGUCACUCUGUUGAAGGUGCAAACGAAUUUGGUAAGUUACAUAAAUUUUUUUCAGUGUUUGUAGUAGGGCCAAACAAAUUUCGGAGUUCUACAACUUUUCUUCAAGAUUUUGCAUGGAGCGAUCGAUCGAUUUGAAGAUUGUUUGGUAGAAUAUCCUGUUCGUGUGAUUUCUGUGGCUGUUGUUUAAAGAUGCGUAUUUAUUUUAGUCUUUUUUGUGCUAUAAAUGUAUAGAAGGACUAUAUUUUAAUUUCAGUAAACUGUAAUAAAGAGUUUUUAUCAAUUUAAGACUCCUUAUUUUUUUCAACUGUGAGUCACUGGUUCCGAACAGGGACUCGUGAUUUUUCACAAGAUGAUGGAGUCACCAUAACUAUUUGUAACAAAAUCACUGAGAGUUAUAAUGUUUUUAAUUUGACUAGUUUUUUAUUUUCUUGCUAGCGUUUGGAAGUUUGCUCUUAUAAAACAAAAGAGAAAGAAGAAGACGAAACACAAAAGACGACCAAGAUGAGAAGAGGAACUAUCGAAGGAAGUCUGAGCUUGAAGAAAAGUACGAUGAAAUUCGUCUGAUACAUGUGGAGACUGUCGUUGUCUGUUUAAGAACGUCGAAUAUACACCUGGAUGUUUAUUCUCGUGUCUGAGGAAGGAAAGACGCUUGUGUCAUAGAAGUGGAGGCUUUGACAAAUAACUUUCAUUGGAUACGCGGCGGUUUCAACUGCUAAAACCACGUUGGCACGAUAAACAGUUACGUCUUGUAUCGCUAUAUUUCCUUUCUAUUCUUCGUUCCUCUUCAAGUUUUGAAAAUAUUUAAUCUGUCACUGUAGGGAAGUCUGCGGUAGGUUUCACCUUGUGCCGACCUUGACAAUGGUUCAGUCUAGUUACCUGGGUCUAGUUAUUCUGUUU